This is a messenger RNA of Helianthus annuus (common sunflower), 534 nucleotides long. Its product is annotated as disease resistance protein RUN1-like. Gene Ontology annotation, biological process: signal transduction. NCBI's taxonomy places the organism in Eukaryota, Viridiplantae, Streptophyta, Magnoliopsida, Asterales, Asteraceae. Bases 1 to 534 code for a protein of 177 amino acids. The transcript has a single exon. The record is from RefSeq and is a predicted model, not a curated record.
AUGGCGUCUUCUUCAACUUCGUUCAUUCACAAGAGAUUCACAUAUGAUGUGUUUUUAAGUUUUAGUGGUGAUGAUACUCGUAAAACCUUUGUUGAUCAUCUUUAUUUUGCUCUUCAGCAAAAACGCAUUCGCACUUUUAAGGAUGAUGACGACAUCAAGAUAGGGAAAAAUAUUAAGGAUGAGCUCAGCAAAUCCAUUGAAGACUCAAAGUUCCAUGUCAUUGUUUUCUCAAGGAACUACGCUUCUUCGUCUUGGUGUUUGGAUGAGCUAGCAAAGAUUAUGGAGUGCCAUAGGACAAAACACGGGCAUGUUGUUUGCCCGAUCUUCUAUGAUGUGGAACCCUCUGAAGUUCGCAACCUAUGUGGGGCAGUUGGAGAAGCCUUUGUAAAACAUAAAGAAGUCUCUAUUGAGAAAUGGAAAGGAGCUCUCAAAGAAAUAGUGGAUCUCAAAGGAUGGGAGUUGAAGAACACUUGUGAUGGGAAAUUCCUUCAUCGAAUGUCCUAUUUAUUCUUUCAUUGUAACUAUGGUAUCUAA